AUGGAAUUAACAUGGCAGGCUAAUACUCCACAAUGGCGGAGCAGGACGAGGGCUGCUCGGGCCUGUCCUGACUGCCAGCGACGAAAGAAACGAUGUCGACAUAUUGCUCCUAAUUCUGUUUUGGACGAGAGCCAAAUUGAGCCAACCCACAAAUCAAGGAAACUUGCUCUGAAUCAAAAUGACAGGGAUUGCGUUGAAAAUCAGCAUUUGUCAACGCAAGGCCCUGCGGCCCGGGAUGCAGAUUCAUCAGCGAUGGCAUUACCAUCGAUUCCAGGCACAGACCGGUUCGUAGGAGAUUUGAAUCCAGAAGCCUUCAUCCGCGAAAAGCUAGAUGAACCGACUGGUCGUCGCUUACGGGAUCGGGUUGGGCUCUGGAUUAGCUCGUCGCCUUCGCAAGAUCGUACUCAGCAUGGCUUGGACCACCAACGCCACCUUGUUGGCAGUAAUUCUUUGUCCAUAUCAUCACCGCCGCCACCAAAGAGCCAAGAAGCAAUCGAAACAUUAUUAAAUCGAAGAUACGCAUCAGCGAUGCAAUCUUGUGGUCGACUGCCUAAAUCAGCACGAGAUGCUCUCGCGGCCAUUUAUUUCUCUAAAAUCAACCGCAUCAUUCCUCUCGUGGAGAUUAAUUCCUACGUCAAACAUGAAUUUGAAGGCUCUGUGUCCAUAUUUCUUGAGAGGGCCAUUUGUCUUGUCGCCGCUAAAGAUACUGAUGCUUCUUCUUACCUCCGUUUGGAGGAGGAAGGACCAAUUGUAUCAUCACGUCGAUUUUGUACUAACAUAUAUAAUGGGCUCACUGUCGCCAUGGAUGCUGGAUUGGAGCCUGAUAGGUUGACUCGCAUCCGUAUUUUAUCACUAAUGGCUUUGCAUUGCGAAGGGCACGAGGGGGCAGAGGCUGCAUCCCUGCAUCUAUGUGUGGCCAUACACCAGGCCCAAACCGUUGGUCUGCAUCUUGACCGACCUGCUGGCACGGAAGCUCUUCAAACCAACCCUUUUUGGGCACUGUGGACACUAGAUAAAAUGCAUGCAAGUAUUGGAGGCCGGCCCGUUCUAAUAGCUGAUCGGGAUGUUGGACUUCAAAAGCCAAGCUCCCACACCUCAGGGGCGUUCGGCGUGUGGCUGGCAAUCUCAGACUUGCUUGCAACCGUCAUAUCUUACUAUCGACCCUCUGCCGCUACCACCAGUGGAUGGGAGGAGAAGUUCCCUGCAUUUGAAGACAUUAUAGGAGAUGAUAUUCAAGGAGAAUUGGAUCUCCCGACUUUAGGAAUUCUGGAGCUAUACUAUCAUUGCGUAGCUAUCUUGUCCUGUCGUCAUAAACUCACAGAGACCCUCGAUAGUACCAAGGCCUCUACAAUUCGGCAAGGCCUUGCAGCAAUUCGAAUCCACUCCAUUGUUGCAUCAGAAUGUGCAGGGAAAUUGCCACCGCUACCCAUAGUUCCCUACGCUAUCGCUUUGUCUAUGGGUGUCUCCUACCGACAGCUUCGCUCAAGCAAACUAAUCACACACUUCAACCGGGCGAAGGCUAGCUUAGAAGCAUGCUGCUCUUUGCUAGAAGAGCUCAGUCCUCAGUGGUAUUCGGCUGAAGCAAUGGCACGUUUAGGCCAGAGAGCGUUGCAGCAUGUCAACUAUGACCAUUCGCGACACGCCCAAGCCAAGUCACUCUCAGUUGCGCAGCCUGCCCCUCCGCCUCCACCUCCACCUCUCGACGAAAGUCCAAUCGAUUCAGAGCCUCUUCGGUCGUCCGACGAUACCGAGCUAGCAUCAAAUCAGAUCAGAUCAACCAUGCCUGUCGACGUAUCUAAUGCCAACAUUUCGAUAAACGAUUCUCUGCCAUCCAUGGACGAUCUGGGUACUACAACGGAUGGGUUUGCCGAUAUCGAUACUCUUUUCGGGGAAUUCUUGGAUUUGUCUCUCCCAACAAACUUCUGGGAUCCCAUUUUUGCAGAAGCUGAGCCAAAAUUGGAUGGCGAAUUUUAG
Molecule: messenger RNA, 1974 nt
Organism: Penicillium angulare
Lineage: Eukaryota; Fungi; Ascomycota; Eurotiomycetes; Eurotiales; Aspergillaceae
Product: transcription factor domain-containing protein
Exons: 3
Coding region: 1-1974 (657 amino acids)
Biological process (GO): DNA-templated transcription
Molecular function (GO): DNA binding; zinc ion binding
Source: RefSeq, a predicted model, not a curated record